Messenger RNA from Coregonus clupeaformis (lake whitefish), 2806 nucleotides. Its product is annotated as zinc finger protein 544-like. NCBI's taxonomy places the organism in Eukaryota, Metazoa, Chordata, Actinopteri, Salmoniformes, Salmonidae. Gene Ontology annotation, molecular function: RNA polymerase II cis-regulatory region sequence-specific DNA binding; DNA-binding transcription factor activity, RNA polymerase II-specific. The record is from RefSeq and is a predicted model, not a curated record. Gene Ontology annotation, biological process: regulation of transcription by RNA polymerase II. The transcript has 4 exons. The coding region runs from base 336 to 1904 and encodes 522 amino acids.
CUUGCGGCCGGUUGGGCUAGAAUACACCCUGGUGCCUUGUCCGUGCCAAACUAUACCAAAUUCGAAGGGCUGUUGCAGUCUCAUAUUUACGGUAAUACAUACGUUACGAGUUGAACGGAAGUGCGAUUACAUACGCAUCUCCCACUUCCAACAUUGUUGCCAUUUAUCAACAACAUUGUUUGCGUUAAUCGAUCUCUUCUUACACAUGCCAAAUUGGGCCAAUACAACAUUUGCCAUAGUCUGAGAACUUGAAAUAAACGGAUUGUUUCUUACAUAUUGGCUAGCUAGAUAAUUAUUAUAUUUACUUAAUCACAGAGAAUACUGGGCUAGACAAGAUGGCCAGCUGCAAUUUUCAGGCUCAGUUGGUAUCCAUUAUGGAGGUAUUAGCUAAAGCAGCUGUAGCAGAAAUAAACAAACGUGUAGAUGAUAGCUGUGCCGUUAUACGUUUGGAAAUGACCCAAAGCCAGCAAGAUAUUUAUGUACUGAAAAGGAAGUGUCAAAUGAUGGAGAGCGAGCUGAAGAAGAUACGAGGACGAGUCAGGAGAAAAGGUUUUUACCCCAUGUUAUCAGAGGGAUCUUCAUAUCCAGUCAAUAUUGUUUUGAACAAGCAAAGGAGUAACUCACAGUGGGGAGAAGACGAAAUGGCUGUUGAAGAGGACUCUCAACCCCAUCCUACAGAUGUGGAGCAGAGAGUGGAGACUGAACCCAUACUGAUCAAAGAUGAGGAGACAGCAGAGGACGUGUGGAAGACUGACCCUCAGGAAGAGCUCAGGGUCACUGGAGAGGAGUCUGGUUCCAAGCCUGGGAAACCACCACCCUUUGAACAACGGCACUGUGAUGAGGACUUCAUCACACAACCCAACAUAUCUCCUGAAGACUCAGUGGAACAUUACCGCAAUUCUGAUCGUCCAGAGGAACCAGGCACUCCCCGCCUCAUGUCUACAGAGGUGUUCAGCACAGAGCAGCACCGGCCAGCCGAGGACAAAGACUCACUAGACCUAGUGAUGGUGAAGGAUGAGAAAGAGGAGGAGCUGGAUCAGACCACGGCCCUGGCAGGACCUGACCAGUUUGUUAUGGAUGAGACUGAUGGGCAGCUGUGGACCUCUGUGGAUACAGGCAGAGACACUGACCCUGAUGGCCACCCAGAUUUCUCCUUUCAUGCCACAGAAGAGUACUCUCAGAAUAUCUCAAUUUUCCCAUCUCAUAGUGGACUGCCAUCCGUUCCUAAUAUGACAGAUGAUGUAGGGCCAUCGCUUCACUCUUCUAUAUGGAAACCACAUGCUAACAUGUUCAGUGUAGCAAAACACAUGACAAGACAUGUCAGGACAAUGGCUGAUGAGAUUGGACAACAGAUGCCAGAGGGAGAGAGCAGCGAGAGGCUGAACUCAAAUAAUGAAGGAAAUAGUUUAGCUCUACAGCCAAUGCAGCAUCAAUACAGGGCUUCAGAAUCAACAGUGAGAUUGAGUGAGUGCAUGACAGGGUCAAACAUGGCCACCACCUCCACCUUCUCUGGAUACAGCCUGAGUCACAGUAGUUUUAACAUGGUGAAGAGAAUGAGGACUCAGUGGAGGUCGGGCGGCACCACCGAGAGGCGUUUCAGCUGCACCUUCUGUGGGAAGAGCUUCCAGCGUCUCUGCCAGCUCAAAGUACACCUCCGGAGUCACACCGGAGAGAAACCGUACACCUGCGAACAGUGUGGCAGGAGUUUCACCCAGCAGUGCAACCUGAUCAGACAUGCUGUGGUCCACACCGGGGAGAAGCCCUAUGAGUGCACACAGUGUGGGAAAUGCUUCACCCGGCGCUCCAAAAUGACAUUACAUCAGAGAACUCACACUCGAGAGAGUCCAGUGUCUCAAUACAUUGUACCCGCAUACCCUGGGGAUCCACACACAAGUUUAAUGUAGUCUCAGAAAUAAUAAUAAUAUGCCAUUUAGCAGACGCUUUUAUCCAAAGCGACUUACAGUCAUGGACAGAUGGAACAAAUUGGAACAUCAUUUAAUAGUUUUUCUGUAACACUUUCUAUGUGAAAAUGUGGUACAGAAGGUAUUUUGACAAGCUUUUCCUCCCAAUUGAUUUGUGGUUUUCUUGUUUGACGACUUGAUUUUAUAAGAGUCAAUCUGCGCUUUUAGAUCAAUAAUAAUAAUACAUGGGACCUAUAUAGCGCUUUUCAAUGACCCAAAGUCGCUUUACAAUUGUAGAAACAAACAAAAACAGCAGGGAGAAAAACAUGAAACAAAGAGAAGGGGGUAGGGGCUUAAAGUAGGGAAAGGAGUGUGAUGUGUCUGUGUAGGGCCUUUUGUCAAUUAGAUUUGCUCAACUCCUGCGUCUUCUCCCUAGUCCUCUCUCGCCUGCUUUUGAAAAGGUCAAAGGUAAUGGAGGAGAGGGGGCGAGGAGAGUGAUGUGGACGAGAAUGUGCUUUUAUGAAAUGAGACGGUCCUUAUCCACUCGCGCGUCAUCAGGCAAAUGAUGUUUUCCGAGGUGGAUUCCAAAAUAAAUAUGUAAAGUGAUUUUUUUUUAACGAAUUAAGUUAGUUGUGCAAUACAUUUUAUAGAUAAAGGAUAAUUAGCAUAUCGUUUUUAAAUGUAUGCAUGCUUUUCUCCAACGACAAUACAACAGCUGAUUCAAAGGGUGUGUGGCAGAUAUCAAAACUCUUCUGCGCUAGGAUACACUUGUGCUUCCUCUCCAAAAGGGGGCUAUCAAGAAGGGGAAGAAGUCUUAGUUUGCCUACUAAAGAAUAGAUUACCACAGUAUGAGUCAUAAUAUCCAUAAAACCUAGCGGUCAAACAGGGAAAUGGUUUCAAUUGUU